GCUAAACCAAACUGGAUUUGUUCUUCAACGAGUAAUGAGAAGCGAAAAAGUAAGUUUUAUAAGAGGUGGUGGUUCAAGUAUAAAGCUGUGGAAGAUGGAUUGUUGAAGGAUUUAAGCAAUGAUGGGACUGCAGAAGAACCACUCUUAUGGUUGCAGAACAACUCCAAGAUGAUGCACGCCUAUAAGCACUUGUUUGGUAGCCUUGUGUCUGAUAUGGGAAAAUGUGAUGAGAAGUUUGUUAUGAUGAGUUUAUUCUCUCUGUUGAAUGGAAUGGAAUAUUCAUUUUGUGAUAACGUAUUGCUCCAACAACUGGAUUGGGGAGAUGGUGCAGAGGAUUUGACUCAAGAAGUGUAUGUUAUUGAAUGUUUUAUCAUGAGGAGACAUUUACACUUGAGUUUUAAUUGUCAAGAACAAGCAUCUCUUAGAAGAAAGAACCAUGGUCUUCUCUCUUGCUUGGGUCCUUGUUACAUGUCUAAGACAUUUUUUUGUUGGAUUGUCGUUGCUUGCGAUUCAAGUAAGCUGUUCACCAGUGGAAAGUUCAGCUUCGUCAUAGAUCGUGUCUCUCCAACAGCUCAAUUCGUGUUAGAAAAAGAGACCACAUAUGCAGUUGAUGUUGUUGUCUUCCUAUGGAAGUUACUUACCCUCGACGUGGGUAGGAGCUCGUCAUAUCAUACUCCGAAGAAGAUCUUAGUGCGACUGUUUUUGCAUAUGGUCUUCAUCUGCAUUCUCAACUGGUUUUGGCGAGGUCAGCUGCAAGGGACAAAGCAUCAAAUGUCACCUGGUUUUUAAAGGUGUUUGACCGAGGUGUUUUAGGAUGGCAAGCAUGUGGUCAUCAUCUUCAUGAAUAUCACUGGGCGUCAUUAUUCUCACCAAGCAAAGAUAAGGAGGAAGAGGAUUUCUUGGUCAUUCAAGGAAGCUUGGAAGCUAGAGUUGUUUUAACAAUGGUUCCACAUGAAGAAAGAUUUACCCAGUUGCACUUGCGGCGGCGAACAAAGAAAUGCCAUGAAGUUCUUAAGCGACAGUAUUACGAAUUGGUAGACAAAGGCAUUUUCAAUGAUUUCAUAUUCGGGUCGAAUCUUUCUUACCCGGAGGGACUGAUGCAGCGCAUCUUCCUGGUGUUCAUCACGUUAGAGACUCUUGUUCUUUGCUUUUCGUUUGACUUGUUUUGUAUGGGCUUAAUGUAUAAAUGGGUUUUGAAUAUUAGUUGUCGGUUUACGUUCUUUAGGUUAGGGUUUUGUUUAGGUUUCUUAUUUAAGGAUACGUGAGACUGUUUUGUAAAGGUUUAAUAAUUGAUUAUUGAAUAAACGUUGUUUUAAGAGAGCUU
Molecule: messenger RNA, 1324 nt
Organism: Camelina sativa (false flax)
Lineage: Eukaryota; Viridiplantae; Streptophyta; Magnoliopsida; Brassicales; Brassicaceae
Source: RefSeq, a predicted model, not a curated record